This is a messenger RNA of Racocetra persica, 306 nucleotides long. The record is from the annotation of a GenBank genome assembly. NCBI's taxonomy places the organism in Eukaryota, Fungi, Glomeromycota, Glomeromycetes, Diversisporales, Gigasporaceae.
GAAAUAGUUCUCCAAAUCAUGCAAAUAUUUGUAGCGAAGCAGCAACAGAAUAAAGAACAAUUAAAAACAAGCCGUCCUAGCUCUAUAAUAGAAGUAGAGCCAGUCUCCCACCUUUCUACUACUAUUGAGGUCAAACCCAUGUUAAAAAUUACUGUUAAUGCAACAGCUCAAAAAAAAAUAGCAAAUGAAAUUAAAUUUGAGGGUACAGAGAAAGAAUUGGCUGAAGAAUUGAAAAAGCAAGAAAAACAAAAAAAAAAUACAGAAAAGAAUGAAUCAUUUGUUGCUUCUGAAUGCUUUAUUCUAUAG